GAAUAUGAAAACACAUCAUGGACUUUUUUAACCUGAACGAGUAAGGUAUUUUCAUAUUUACGAUUUUAUUUUUGUUAAUUAUUUUUAGUUUUAUUUAAUUUAAUUUUUCAAAGAGGACACCCCUAUGGAAAAUUUCUAGGUCCGCCACUGGAUGGUAUAGAGUAUGGCUAAAUUGCAAGUUUGGUCACUUGAAUUACUAGUAAAUUUCACGUUAGCCACUAGAAUUACUUUAUUCCAUUUGUAGUCACUUAAAUUGGGCUAACAGUCCAAAUUUAGUCACUGACCGUUAGUCUCCGUUAACUUUUGCUGAUGUGGAGGUCAAGUCUAAUAGUUGACCGUUAAAUAAGUGACGUGGCAAUUAAAAAAUUAAUAAAAAAUAAAAUAUUUUUUUUUUCUAAUUUCCAACUCAUUUUUACACCCAUUAAAAAAAAAGUCUCAUCAAUUUUUUUCCCCUUCCCUUCCUUUCCCUUUCCUCUCCUCAAGGACAAAACGAAAUUAAGAGAUAACUGUUGCAUGCUUCCACCACCAAAAAUUCUCUCCUUCCUCUGACCAAUUCCUCGAUGCCUUCCUCUCCAUCAAAGCUUACCUCUCUUCCUUCCCUUUCCUGAACUUCCACCCCUGACCAACAAUUCCCCAUGAUUCCCGAGGUUGACGCGAUCAAGCAUCCAUGGAAGAUGAAACACAGCACAAAAGCACCCAACAACUCACUUCCUCGUUUCUCCACCUCCGACGCCGAAUCACCGCUUAUAGAACAUACCAGCUCGGGUCCAAGAUCGAGGCGGAGAUUCAGGUGUAUUUCGAUCGGGAGCAGAUUCAGAAGCUUGCGAGGACGCUCCAAUUGACGGAGGGUGAGGAGGAAGGUGAAGAGGCAGAGGAGGAGAAAAUUAGGUUACUUGAGGAGUUUGAGGAGUGGUUAGGUACGGGAUUCGAUAGCGAGUUAUAGGAAUCAAUUCUGAAAGCGAAACUCUUCUCGAUCCUCGAAUCACAACUGUGCGAAUCGGAUCGGUGGCCGACGACCAGAGUCAAGGAACGCGUGGCACGAGCCAUCGUCGGGUUGGUCCGGUUCAACAAGGACGUGCUCGUCGGCCUGGUUCUAAUGGGCCCGACGGUUCACCGGAAUUCCUCUCCUUCCUCUGUUGAUAUUGGUUCCGCGAUGAACCGGAGGAGAAGAUAUCGUCCUUGUUGAGCUCGCUGUCCUCUGCGGCAGUGGCGGCGGAGUGGUGGAGAAGAAGGCGUCGAGGAAUCGGUCAGAGGAAGGAGAGGAUUUCCGGUGGCGGAAGCUUGCAGCAGUUAUCUGUGAAUUUCGUUUCGUGCAUGAGCAGAGGAAAGGGAAAGGAAGGGCAAAAAAAAAUUGAUCGGAUAUUUUUUUUUUCAAUGGGUGUAAAAUGAGUUGGAAAUUAAAAAUAUAUGAUUUUUAAUUUUUAUUAUUUUUUUAAUUGCCACAUCAUUCAUUUAACAGUCAACUAUUAGAGUUGACUGACACAUCAGCAAAAGUUAACGGAGACUAACGGCCAGUGACCAAACUUGGACUGUUAGCCCAAUUUAAGUGACUACAAAUAGAAUAAAGUAAUUCUAAUGGC
Messenger RNA from Linum trigynum, 1580 nucleotides. The record is from the annotation of a GenBank genome assembly. Lineage: Eukaryota; Viridiplantae; Streptophyta; Magnoliopsida; Malpighiales; Linaceae.